UUGUUACAAAAGUAGUAUUAAGUUAUAUUUGUAUUACUAUAUGCAUCCCUGAUUAUGAACAAUAGCUGUAGGUAUAUGGAAUAGCAUUUGUCUUGUUGUAGACAUCUGGCGCCACGGCUGUCUGCUCGUCGAAACAAUAGACAUCUGGCGCCGCACUGUCUGCUUGUCUAGGUAAACAAUUGCUGAGUCUGGCGCCGCGACUGUCUGCUUGCGUCUGGCGCCGUAUAGCCGUAUGUUCUGGUAAUUUCCAGACGCGAUAUUCUAGAAGGACACGUCGGCAUCAGCGAGAAGUGUGUGGCUAUAUAAGCCGUGGCAACGCCAACGUAAUCAAUCAGUGCUAAGAGUAAACUGUUAUAGUGUAGACGAGUUGUGAAAUAAAGAGUUGUUGAAUUAAAUUAAACAGUGUUGAUUUUAUUUGUCAAUCCAGAGAUACGAACCUAACAAAGUAAACUAGCAAGAGUAAAUUCGUAACAAUUGGUGUCAGAAGUGGGAUUGUCAAAUAAUCCAAAUUCAAGAUGGUUAAAUUCGGAGAAUUGAGAAUUCAGCAAUUAAAAAAGGAACUGGAGGAGCGUAAUUUGCCGAUAAGCGGGCAAAAGGCGGAUCUGCAGGCACGAUUACGUGAAGCAAUGGAAGCGGAUGGAAUUAAUGUCGACGAAUUCGAAUUUGAUGGGCCAGAAACUUCUACAAAGGUAGAAGAAAAAGUAGAAGAACAACGAACAUCAUCAAGUGUGGACAUGAACAUGCUGUUAGUGGCUAUUAAGCAAAUGGCAGAGAAUGCAGUGCAAACAGAAAAUCGUCUGGCACAGCAAAUAGCACAAAAUACAUCACAAAUAGCAGACAAUGCAGUGCAAACCGAAAAUCGUCUGGCACAGCAAAUAGCUGAAAAUACAUCACAGUUAGAGUCUCGCCUUACACAACAGAUUACAGAGAAUAAUACACAAGUGCAAGAGAAAUUUUCAAAAUUUGAAGACGAAUUAAGCACUUUAAAAAAUGACGAAGAAAAUUUAAAAUCAGAAGUUCUUCAAUUAAGUAAUCGUGUGCGAGAACUGCAACUGCAUGGCCCUGCACCAUCAACAAAUAUCCAAAGAUUGAAGGCACCCACAUUCGAUGGAAGUAUUCCAUUUCAAAUUUUCAAACUUCAGUUUGAAAAGACAGCAACGGCCAAUAACUGGAAUGCAGCGGACAAAGUGGCGUCCUUGUUUGUAUCAUUGAAAGGACCGGCAGCAGAAAUCCUUCAGACUAUUCCAGACUGUGAACGGGACAACUAUGAGGCAUUGAUGAGUGCGAUAGAAAGACGAUAUGGUAGUGAGCACCGGAAACAAAUAUACCAGAUCGAACUGCAAAAUAGGGGUCAGAAGAUGAACGAGUCAUUGCAAGAGUUCGCAACUGAAAUAGAACGACUGGCUCAUUUGGCAAAUGCAGAUGCACCUGUGGAUUACAUUGAGAGGGUAAAAAUUCAAUGUUUCAUAAAUGGAAUUCGUGAUGUGGACACCAAACGCGCCACAUAUGCAAUGCCAAAAAGAACGUUUGCUGAAACGGUUUCGCACGCCCUCACACAGGAAACAGCUUCCCUACUAAGUAAACCAGCACCCAAAGUACAAAGGGUUGAAAUGGAACAACCGGCGCUGAUGGAAGAAAUAUUGAAGACUCUGAAGACAAUUGCUGCACCGCGAGUAAAUACAACAGGCAGAUGUUUCAACUGUGGAAAAGCGGGUCACUUUGCCCGAAAUUGCAAUAUAAAAGUAAACCCAUCAAAACGGAAACAACCAACAGAUAACGAGGACGAAGCAUCCACAUCUCACAGGUCGUUAAACUAAAACGGAACAGUUCAAAGGGGCGUGAGCUGGUUCCCACAACUAUUUGCCCCGCCAUCUCGAUAUCACAAAUAGGUCGCCAUGACAACAAUCUUACUAUCAACGGCAUCGUAAAUGGACGACUGUCAACGCUUACUGGUGCCACACAUUCAAUUAUCCGACCGGAUGUGGUAAGAGGGACGGUUGAACCAUUAGUCGGUUGCAAGCUUCGAACGGCCACCGGGGAGGAAGCAGCUGUCGCGGGAAAAGUGUUUUGCGAAGUGAUGAUUGGUACCCUGGAAGUUAAUCACACCUUCAUCGUAGCAGAAAUCACGGAUGAAA
Bactrocera dorsalis (oriental fruit fly) is the source of this 2135-nucleotide messenger RNA. RefSeq lists its product as uncharacterized. The coding region runs from base 516 to 1817 and encodes 433 amino acids. Lineage: Eukaryota; Metazoa; Arthropoda; Insecta; Diptera; Tephritidae. The record is from RefSeq and is a predicted model, not a curated record. The transcript is spliced from 2 exons. Gene Ontology annotation, molecular function: nucleic acid binding; zinc ion binding.